Aethalodelphis obliquidens (Pacific white-sided dolphin) is the source of this 2349-nucleotide messenger RNA. RefSeq names its product HORMA domain containing 2 (gene HORMAD2). The record is from RefSeq and is a predicted model, not a curated record. NCBI's taxonomy places the organism in Eukaryota, Metazoa, Chordata, Mammalia, Artiodactyla, Delphinidae.
ACCAUUUUACAUUCCUACCAGCAGUGUACAAGGAUUCUGAUUUUUCACAUCUUCACCUCCACUUGUUAUUUUCCACUUUUUUGAAUAGCCAUCCUAAUGAGUAUGAAGUGUAAACUUUAACUUUUGAGUUUACUUUGAAAAUCAGUUAUACAUGAAGUUAAUUCAAGAAGUAUUUUUGAGCCCCUGUUAUAUAGAGAGCACUGUUACACUCUGAGGGAAUAACAAGGAUGAGUAAAAUAUACUGUUGAAUCUUUAGGGGAUUUACAAUUUAUUUUUCCCCUCCAAAUGUAUUUGGGAACAAGUAAGUCAACUUAAAUUUUUAUCGGGUGGUUGGAAAAACUAAUCCAGAGAUCUUACUUUAUAGAAAAUUGGUAGUGGAGAUAAAAAUGUUUAUUAAACUAAUUUUCAAAAGAAUACAAUCAAAUGCUAAUUAUAUAGUUCUUCGGAAAAUUCACAAUAAGGAUUACAUUAGGCAAGGUCUCUAAUUUUUUUUUUUUUUUUACAGGUUAGACUUGUUAAAAGAAUCCUUGAUAGAUUGCUAUAAUGGCCACUGCUCAGCUCUCUCAUUCUAUCAGAAUUCACAAGGCACCUAAGCAAACAGUUUUCCCAUGUCAAAUAACUAAGGAGCAUGAGUCAUUGAUAAUGGUGAAGAAACUUUUUGCUACUUCUAUCUCAUGUGUAACAUAUCUAAGGGGCCUGUUUCCAGAGAGCUCUUACGAAGAAAGCCAUUUGGAUGACCUCAGUUUAAAAAUCCUCCGAGAAGAUAAAAAAUGUCCUGGGUCACUGCAUAUUAUCAGGUGGAUUCGAGGUUGUUUUGAUGCUUUGGAAAAGAGAUACCUACACAUGGCAGUACUUACACUUUACACAAAUCCGAAGGAACCUGAGAAAGUGACUGAGAUAUACCAGUUCAAAUUCAAAUACACAAAAGAAGGAGCCACUAUGGAUUUUGACAGCAGUAGCACAACCUUCGAAAGUGGGACAAACAGUGAAGAUGUUAAGAAAGCCAGUGUUCUACUGAUGCGUAAAUUGUACAUGAUGAUGCAGAACCUUGGACCCCUUCCUAAUGAUGUUAUACUUACUAUGAACCUCCACUACUAUAAUGCAGUGACCCCACAUAACUACCAUCCCCCUGGUUUUAAAGAAGGGGUAAACUCACACUUCCUGCUGUUCGAGGGGAACCCUGUAAACCUGCAAGCGGGAUUGGUCUCCACUGGCUUUCACAGCAUGAAAUUAAAAGUCACAACUGAGGCCACCAGAGUGUCUGAUUUGGAGGACAGAGUCUUUCAGGAGAGCAGCACUACAGAGAUCGCCCAUCAGGGUCUAGACUGUGAUGAAGAGGAAGAGGAAGAGGAAUGCAACAAUCACAUUCAAAGAAUGAAUUUUGUGUACAGUCAGCAAAGUUCUGAGAGCUCCAGGAAGAAGAGGAAGGUCAGCCAACCAGUGAUCUUCAUCCCUGACAGAAAAUGAAAGUUAGAUGCCUUUGCUACUUUUAUUCUAAAAUAAGUUUAUUUUGCAACAAAUAUGCAUGAAGUGUCGUAGUAGGAAAGUAAGUUCCUAUCACCAAAACCUUUUACUAAAUUUGCUGCUCAACUUUUUGAGUCAGUUUACUAAGUGCUAAAUUACUGGGUAGGACGUGGGUUCACUUUGCCACAGGGAAACAAGGUCACCAGGGCUGCUUUGGGACAGCAUUACUUCAAGGCUGAGUUAGAGAUGAGACACCCUUUAUAUUUGUUAAAGAACCACAGCAGCUAUUUUGAAAAGAAAUAAGCUGUUGUUCUCAAAGGAAAGAGGGUUUUCUUUGCAUAAUUAAACUUCCCAGGUACUUAGACUACUGUGAAGCAUUUUAACUUGUUGUAACCUGUGUGCUAGAAUCCCUCUUUAGCUUUAUUAAAACUCCCACAAAAUUGCAUAGCAUGUGUGUGGUGGUGCUUAUCCAGGUGUGAUUUUUGUGUUAACUUCAAUCACGAGGUUGAUCAGCUAAGUGCUGGACCAAAACGUACUCUCCCUGUAGAGUUCCUCAAAGCUGGUCCUCCACCCGGUUCUGUUGGCCAGCCCGAGACAGGACUAGCUGCAGUGCAGGAGCCUGGCUCCCUUCUGAAGGCCGAUGUUAAAUGCUUCCCCCAAAACUUCAGUUUAUCAGUCUGUAACCUGCAAAUGAUGCUACUAGUCCUCUCCUUAUUCUGGAAGAAUUUUGAUAGACUUAAUGAUUAGUAUCAGAUGAAUAAUAAAUGAUGAAGUAUUAUUUUUAUUAUUUAUAUAACAUGAAAUUUAAUAAUUUUGUUUAAAUGGAUAGGACCAAUAAGUUAAAUGUUAUAAGUGUGUGUGCUUUCUGGUUAAAUAAAGCCAAAA